Larimichthys crocea (large yellow croaker) is the source of this 2732-nucleotide messenger RNA. It is a transcript of the gene foxa1, whose product is annotated as forkhead box A1. Bases 216 to 1439 code for a protein of 407 amino acids. Gene Ontology annotation, biological process: regulation of transcription by RNA polymerase II; cell differentiation; anatomical structure morphogenesis. Gene Ontology annotation, molecular function: DNA-binding transcription factor activity, RNA polymerase II-specific; RNA polymerase II cis-regulatory region sequence-specific DNA binding; protein domain specific binding. NCBI's taxonomy places the organism in Eukaryota, Metazoa, Chordata, Actinopteri, Sciaenidae. The transcript has 2 exons. The record is from RefSeq and is a predicted model, not a curated record.
AGGAGGAUCUCGUCAGUCCGCAGGUCACCAUCACCUCCUCCUCGUCCUCCUCCUCCUCACUCUUCCUCUGUCUCUCUCCGCUGCUCCUGGCCCGGCUCGGCUCGGCUCGGCACGGCACGCUUUCAUUUGGACCUGGACACACACAGAGCGGGGACAGGACCAGGAGAACAGGACCGGGACCUGCAUGAUCCGUGUUCCGGCCGCGGGCUCCCGUCAUGCUGGGUGCGGUGAAGAUGGAAGGGCACGAGGCUCCGGACUGGAGCGGAUACUACAGCGAGGAGAUGUACUCUCCAAUGGCAGGCAGUGGGAUGGGUUCUGGUCUUGGGAUGGGCUCCAUGUCGGGCUACAUGUCCAGCAGUGGGACCACUUCAGGCUCCUUCAACAUGUCAUACAGCGGGACCGGUCUGAGCCCCACCCCGGUCGGGGGGAUGGGUGGCUCAGCUCCGGCGGCCAUGUCAGGUCUGGGCGGGGGCGUGGCCUCAAUGGGUGGUGCUCUGAGCCCGUCCAAUAUGAGCUCUGUGUCGGCCCAGCAGGCCUCAAUGGGUCUGAACCCGUACGGGGGCAUGAGUCCUACCAUGAGCCCUGGCAUGGCAUACGGUGGAGGGGGGCUGAACCGUGGCCGUGACAACAAGGCAUUCAGACGGAGCUACCCACACGCCAAACCGCCCUACUCCUACAUCUCACUCAUCACCAUGGCGAUCCAGCAGGCACCAAGCAAGAUGCUGACACUCAGCGAGAUCUACCAGUGGAUCAUGGAUCUGUUCCCGUACUACCGACAGAACCAGCAGCGCUGGCAGAACUCCAUCAGGCACUCGCUGUCCUUCAACGACUGCUUCGUCAAGGUGUCACGCUCACCAGACAAACCGGGGAAGGGCUCAUACUGGACCCUGCACCCAGACUCUGGGAACAUGUUUGAGAACGGCUGCUACCUGCGUCGCCAGAAGAGGUUCAAGUGUGAGAAGAAGAUGUCACCCAAAUCUGAGGGCAGGAAGGAGCAGGGUGGAGGAGGUGGAGGAGCGUCUCCCUCUGGGGACUCCAUCAAGCCUCCAGGACUCCUGGACUCUUCUUCCCUGCCGUCUUCCAGCCAGGCGGCCUCGCCUCCCAGUCUGGACCUGCGGGGAGGCGUGGCGUCGGACCUGAAGGUGUCCGGCUCCCAGCUCCUGUCCUCUCUGUCAUUACCCCCCCACUCCAUGGCACAUGAGUCCCAGCUGCACCUGAAAGGAGACCCCCAUUACUCCUUCAACCACCCGUUCUCCAUCAAUAAUUUAAUGUCGUCUUCAGAGCAGCAGCACAAACUGGACCUGAAGGCCUACGAGGCGCUACAGUACUCCUCCUACAGUGCUGGGGCGGCGUCCGGCCUUGGAGGGAGAACCAUGGAGCCUCUGGAGGCCUCCUACUACCAGGGAGUGUACCCCAGACCACUCCUCAACACCUCAUAGUACCCACUGAACUUCCUGUUUGGACUCUUGCUCUCUGCAUGCAGCCGUCCUGGACUUCCUGUCUGACUGUGAUAAAUGGGAUCGACCCGGCUGCUGCUGCUGGUCUCUGAACUGAACUCUGCACUGUGACCAGACCAGGACACAAAGAGACCUGCUAACACUCAGCUGUUAAACUGAUCCCAGGUCUGUGGUCUCCUUUUACACACAGAGUCCCAAACAAGGUUCAGAAAAAACAGACCAGGACCAUCACUUGGUCCAGUACCAUGGGCUGGUCCAGGACCAUGGGCUGGUCCAGGACCAUCACUUGGUCCAGUACCAUCGGCUGGUCCAGAUCGGUUUGUGGUGCAUUUUUUUUUUUUUAUGUCCGAUCAGAUCCAGAAUUCAGACCUCUAAAAAUUAAAAUCUCUUCAAAUUAAAAGCAUGAUAACGUUAAAAAUAACGAUCUGCACAGAAAAUGUCAACUAGAACCAGGAACCAGAACUCAGAGAACUCAGUGGACCUUUAGGGGCUCUCCAAGUCAGAGAUGUGACCCUGCAGCCUCCUCAGACCUCCUUAAGUCCCUCAGAGUCUGAGUUUGUCUCUUCUGACGAUUCAAAGGUCAAAGGUCACCUGGUGAUGCUGAUGAGGUGGUUGUCAUGGUAACAGAUUAAUUUUUAGAACUGCUGUAUUUCAUCAUAAAACUCGAGGAGCGUUUUUUUCUCCCACGACCUCGUCUGCGUCUCCGCUGACCUCUGGAGGGGUCACGACCCUCAGAGUGAGAAACUCCCGCAGAUUAAAGGGUCACUUCACUUUUCCCGCCUCUCUGUUUGUCGUCUGUAUCCGGGCAGAUUUCUGAUCAGUCCUUCUGCUGAGUCAUCGAUCGUUUAAAAAAACAAUCGAUCGAUUAGUGAUGAAUCCGUCAAAUAUUAUCAGAGUAAUUUCAAAUAUCCGAUCAUCAAUAAAGUUUAUCAAUGAGACAUAUUGAUGAUUUAUGAAAGUAAAUGAAACAAUUAUUUAUUGAUUAAUUAUUGAUGAUUCAGUAUUUAUUCAGUUAUUAAAAGACGUGAAAUGAUGAAUAAACUGAUAACUGCAGUAUUGAUGAGUAAAAUAAUGAUGAUCGGUUCUGAUCGAUUUCAAAGUAUUGAUUGAUGAUUGAUAUAAAGGAUCUUUGUUUGGUGACUCUCACUCUGUGUGUAAAAGGAGAAAACACUUCCUGUCUGUUCUCUGACUGUUGAUGCGUCUGAUGAUAAAAUCCACUCUUGAUCAUUAAUUAUUGAUUAUUAUUAUUGAUUAUUAUUAAUUAUUAUUACCAUG